AACCAACUCCCCUCAGUUGUUGCUAGCUCGCUUCAGUCAGUCAUGAAUUAUCGUCGCCAUAAGACAUCAAGUCUCGGUCUAGGUCGUCGAAUUCUUCCCCAGCAGACUGGACCCGGUCAGCUAUCAAAACUGCCUUCUAAUUUAGGCACUUGCCUGAGUGUUUGAUCCUGCUUUUUGGGAAAGGAAUUCUACUCUUCCUUCGUCGUCCGUCUUCUGUUCCAAUCUUCCAAUCCCCGCGGGGGAAGCACCAGUUCUACUCCCGCAUGGCUUUCACUGCGCCAAUUGUCAGGUCAUGGUAACCCUCCACCGGGUUUCCCAUCAUACCGUCGCGACGCCGUUCUUGCAGCGUGGAAUACCAUCUGCCGCCAUGCAGAUUGCAAUCGUUGCUGACACCGCGGUCAGUCCAGCCUUAAGACUAGGUGCUCGCACAAUUGGGACCACCUUGGACCGUUCUGCACCGAGGAGGGUGUCCAGCGGCCUUGGUCGCUUCGAUCAGGUCGAUUCACUUCGCCUCACCGUAUCUUCCGCUCCUUCUAGAUGCAGCUAUCGCCGUGUGAGCUCCGCCUUAGUUCCGCGGAGGCGUGAAUCCAAGGAUCCGGGGGAGUUUCCGCCGAGAGAUGGCACGCGUGGCGUCGUGCUUGCGAGGGCAGUGGCGAAAUCCGGGUGGGGUAAACGGCGCAGCGUGACACCCCUACCGUGGCGGAAAUUCGAGUCGCGGAGAUCGUGCACGUUCCGACUCCCCAGUCUGGACAACACGGGAGGUAGAUCCCGACCGUUGCUCAGCCGAUCUUGGAGGGUGCGAGCCGGCGACUCGCCCGGAGGAUCAGGCACGGGCCUGAGUGAGGGCCCAGACGGUGAGGCGACGUAUGACGAGCGGAGGCGGGACGAGGAGAGGGGUGCGGAUGUCAGUGGGGACGAGAGCACUCAAUCGGCGGUGUCGCCUGCGAUCCACCGCAGUCCCCGUCGCUCUCCUCGCGGGGGGAGUGGUGUGGCUGCCGUGGGGAGCCAGGUAGCGCCUGAUAGCGGCACUAACAACCGCUGCCGCAGCAGCAGCAGCAGCAGCAGUGGCGGCGGUGAGAACAGCAGAUCUGGAAGAGGCGAGGGGGCUUUUGUAUCGGAGACUGAGGAUCGGAGCUCUUCCAUCGGGGAGGUUCCAUUGAGAAUUAGACAAAAGGAGGAAGAGUUUUCUGGCGCUACUGCCGCGAGCAGUGCCUGCAACGGUUCGGCGGUUGCCCGUGCGGGUGCCGAAGCACCCGAGGUGGAGUGGAAGGAUAACGCUCCGCGAUUACCGGGUGGAGUUGCGAGCGUUGCGGGAGAAUCAGCGUUUGAAGAACUGGCUUCGGAUGUUUCUAGAGCACGAGAUGCGGCGCUUGGGGAGGGGGGCAGCGGCGCAGACUGGUCAGGAAUUGUGGGAGAAGGACGCAAGGCGGGGUCGAACGCGAUGGACGGAGCAGGCUUUGAGGACGGGAGUACCCUGACUCUAGAGGCCAAUGCGUGGGAGGAUGGUGAGACGAGCGGGGCGGAAGAGAAGGAGCCGUGGGCUGACGACAGUGAGGUCCAUGAAAGCGUGGCGCUGGGUGGGGAUGGGGAUGGAGAGGCAGAAGGGAGACGCGUGGGGGAAGGAGGAGCAGGCGGAGGAGGAGGAGAACUGGGUGAGGAGGAGGACGGGCCUCAGUGGAGGGCUGCGGGGUCAUUCCCAGGUGCGGCGAUCGCAGGGCGGGUGAUGGAGGUGGACUGGGAGGAUGUAGCGCGCGCUGCAGUGCGGCGGGCCGUGCUGCUCUUCGUCAUUGCGCGCCACCUCUUCGCCUUCAUGCUCGCGUCUGUCGCCGCCCUGCCCGGCCAGCUGAGAAGAGCCUGGUGGCCUGAUGACGCUUUUGGCGCGGAGCGGGCAGGAGGAGGGAGCGGAAGUGAUGGGGAUGUGCGGGUUGCGAUCGCAGGGGGGGUAGCAGGGGGUAGUGGAGGUUUGGGUGGUGGUGGGGGAAGGGCGGACUUGCAUGGGUGGGAUCUGGAUUGGCGCGCUGGUGAGGGUAGCGGUAGUGGGUCUAGCGCCAGCAGGCGCGCCAGGAGCAGGGGUAGCAGAAGCAGGAGGAGCGGCCGGGUCACCGAGCGAGUAAACAUUGACUCUUAUCAGCCGCAUGCCACGGGCAUUUUUCAUCCUACCGAUACCACAGCUGCCGCACGGAAUUCGGUUAGAUCAGCGGAUUCCACGCGUACUACAGGUACUCCUGAUCCCAGUCACAUCCUUGUAUCCGCAGCAUCAGCUACCCAAGCCCCGUCUGCUUCGCCCACGAGCCCUCCUCCUGUUGCCGAACCGUCUUCUUCCUCAGCUUCCUCUGCUCGCGCUGAUUCCUCUGCAACCCUUCUCUCCCCCCCUGAAGCUCCCUCCUCGAAACCUUCGCGACUAUCACAUGUGGCAGCAGCAGCAGCAGCAGCAGCAGCAGAGCAGCCUCUGGUGGCUCCUCCGCUUUCAGCAAGUUUACCGGCCGGUGUGGGUGGAAGUGAGAGGAGUGGGCAGGGGACGCAGGGAGGUGCGGCAGGGGGGGGAGUCGUAGGAGCAGCGGCAGGGGGAGGUGGUGAUUUUGCAAGUGUGAGAGGACAAUCAGAGGGCAGUGGGAUGAGAGAAGGAGCAGAAGGGUCACUGCAAGCAGCGGGGGAGGAGGGGAAGAGGCAGCAGCAGGUGCCUAUAGAAGAAGCAGGGCCUAGACCUGCAGGUAGCGCUGGCGGGGAUGCGGGAGACUCGUCCAGUGAGGGGAGGACGGGGUCAGCAGGGACGGGGGCUGACGCAUCAGCAGAUGCAGACGGAGCAGCAGCAGCAGCAGCAGCAGCAGCAGCAGCAGCAGCAGCAGCAGCAACAACAGAAGGAGGGGCAGAGAGGAAGCGAGGGCGCGGCAAGGGCAGGCCGAGGCGGGCAGGAGCAGGAGGAGCAGAGGCGGGUGCAGCGGGGCGGGUGGAGGACGACGACCCGUGGGACGUGGUGAAGCGGUUCUGGAGCCAGCCGGCGGUGGUGAAGCUGCGCAUGUCCAUCACCAUGGCCAACCUCACCAUGGGGCUCCCCACCUUCCUCGCUCACGUACUGCCCUCCCUGCGCCAUGUACGGUGGCACAUGGUGCCACUACUGCACGACCUGUCGCUGCCCAUGCUGGCGCCCAUUCUCUUUGGGUCAGGCAUAGUCUUCAAGUCCGUUGUCAACAACCUCGGCAUCGUGCUGCCGCGGCUCGGCAUAGCGGUGGUGCUGCUGUGGGUGCUGUGGGGGUGCAACUGCGUGCUGCAGCGCGCCAUCACCAAGACAGCGGAGCGCCGCCUCGUGGACCGCAAUGUCAAGGACGUGCUCGUGCUCGCAGUCGAAAUCACGAUGACAGCAGCAGCAGUGGUCACUGUACUCUCAAGUGUGGGCAUCCGCAUAUCAGCUCUGGUUUUGCCUCUCUUCGUUGUAACUGCACUUGCAGGAAAGGACCUUUGGCACAACUACUUUGGUGGCUUCUUUCUUUUUGCUGCCCGGCCAUUCCGGGCAGGUGACACGCUUGCCCUGCACUGCUCGCUCUCGCCCUCCGCCCCAUCGACACCCUCGGCCCACGUGUCGGUGGGCACUGGGUGGUUUGAGGGCGUGUGUGAGUCCGUCGACCUGCGAUUCACUGUCAUCCGAUCCGGCACGCUCCGCCUCUUCGUGCCCAACUCCCGCUUCCUCUCCCAUGAGUUUGUUGUCCUUGACACCUCGCCCCUCAGCAAGACCCCCUUCUCCCCCCCAAUCCCCUCCGCACCCAGUUUCCCCCCUCGCCGGUCGCCCUCCCCCUCCCCUCCGCCCUCGCCCUCGUCCCACUCCUCACUCCUCAGCUUCGCCCCUUCCUUCUCCCGUCGCAAGGCCAGCCCCAGCGGAGAAAGGAGCAAAGUUGCAGCUGAGGCAGGUGGUGCUGCUGGUGGGGGGAGUGAGAAGGGGGGCAUGAACGAUGGGGUGGCAGGGGCAGGGGCAGGGGCAGGUGUAGGGGCAGUGCAGGAGGCAGGCAAGAGGCUGGGGUCACAUGGAGGAGUGAGUCAGGCUCGUCACAACCUGGGCCCUGAUCUCGCCCACCCCUCCUAUUCCACCCGCAUCUCCUCCGGUACCUCUUCUUCCCCGUCUUCUGCCCGCCGCUCCAGUCUCUCAGAUGCACCUGGCAGCAGCAGCGCAGGCAUAGGGUUCACCGAGGGUACUCAUGCUGGGCCUGAUGGGGCUUCAGCUGCUGGUGCCUGGAGCAGUGAUGCUCCAGAGGGUGAUGGCAGCAGCAGGAGCACCAACAGCAGCAACAGCAGCAGCAGGAGUGCUGGUGGUGGUAAUGGCAGUGUGAGAAGCAGGGCUGGCAUGUACGGUGAGAGUGGUGCAGGCAAGGAUGGAGUAUCACCAGCAACAGACAGGCACACAGCUCGUGAAGGCAACGGGCAUGGGGGCAGGGGCGAUGUGCGGGGCAGUGGGAGGGAUGUGAUGGGUGGUGAGGUGGGCGGAUCAGGCCAGGGUGGGGAUGAUGAGCUGGAUGGUGUGGCUGCCACACUUGCCACGGGCGCAUCCAUCAGCCGCGUCAUUGGCCGGAGUGAGAGCACGAACUACCAGAGCAGAAGCAACGGUAACAGCAACGGCAACGGCUACGGCAACGGCAAUGGCAAUGGCAAUGGCGGCAGUACUUCGCACGAGUUUCCGGGUCGAAAUGUGGGGGACAGUGACAGUGAGAGUGAGAGCGAUGGGGAGGACGACGGUGGGAGCGAUCGAGGAUGUGAUCCCUGGGAAGAGGAUUGCCUUGCGAGCUGGGCAGCACUGGGAGACUUCCCUCCUGGUCCCUUUAUGCCACCUAACAUGCCCCCACCUCCUCCCUGGGCUCAAGGAGGCCGGUUCAAGCGCAGAGGCAUGUAGGUUAUAGACAUACCAGAAUUUGGGGCUGGGGGGAGAAAUAUAUUGCCUAUAUUUCUGUCCGCUACUCUACCCCGACGGUAUCAGCUGCGAGCUGCAGAAUUGAAUUCGGUGCAGUAGUGUUCAGAAAUUCCUACUUGAUAGGGUUGUGCUACACUCUCUCUGCUCCUUGAUUAUAUCG
Closterium sp. NIES-67 is the source of this 5054-nucleotide messenger RNA. The record is from the annotation of a GenBank genome assembly. Lineage: Eukaryota; Viridiplantae; Streptophyta; Zygnematophyceae; Desmidiales; Closteriaceae.